UGACGAAAGUAGUUCGGCCGCAUAAAGGCACUUGGCGUCGCCACAACCGACCUUUCCAGUCGCAUGCUGAAGUUUGGAGCGGAUCAUGUCUAACGAUUGUGCUGAUUACAACAGCGACCAUGUGGGGCCAGAUGGAAUGGAGCCAGAUGGUGUCAUCGAGAGCAACUGGAAUGAAAUUACAGACAACUUCGAUGAUAUGAACCUGAAGGAGACUCUCCUUCGAGGAAUAUACGCAUAUGGUUUUGAGAAGCCUUCGGCUAUCCAACAAAGGGCUAUCAUCCCUUGCAUUAAAGGCUUUGAUGUCAUUGCUCAAGCCCAGUCAGGCACUGGCAAGACGGCCACAUUUGCCAUCUCCAUCUUGCAGCAGCUGGACAUAAACCAGAAGGAGACUCAGGCUCUGGUGUUGGCCCCCACCAGGGAGCUGGCUCAGCAGAUUCAGAAGGUCAUUUUGGCUCUGGGCGACUACAUGGGAGCAACCUGUCAUGCCUGUAUUGGAGGAACUAAUCUUCGCAGCGAAAUCCAGAAGCUUCAAGCGGAGGCGCCACACAUAGUUGUGGGCACACCAGGUCGAGUGUAUGACAUGCUCAACAGGAGACAUCUGUCCCCAAAAUGGAUAAAGAUGUUUGUUCUGGACGAAGCAGAUGAGAUGUUGAGUCGCGGUUUCAAAGAUCAGAUCUAUGAGAUCUUCCAGAAACUGAGCACAAACAUUCAGGUUGUUCUGCUCUCGGCCACCAUGCCUACAGACGUGCUGGAGGUGACCAAGAAGUUUAUGCGAGACCCCAUUCGCAUCUUGGUGAAGAAGGAAGAGCUUACCCUGGAGGGUAUUAAGCAGUUCUACAUCAAUGUAGAGCGAGAGGAGUGGAAACUGGACACACUGUGUGACCUUUACGAGACUCUGACCAUCACCCAGGCUGUGAUCUUCCUCAACACCCGGAGAAAAGUGGAUUGGUUGACUGAGAAGAUGCACGCGAGGGACUUCACAGUCUCUGCUAUGCAUGGCGAUAUGGACCAGAAGGAGCGUGACGUCAUUAUGAGGGAGUUCAGGUCUGGUUCAAGCAGAGUCUUGAUCACUACAGAUCUUCUGGCUCGUGGGAUUGACGUGCAGCAAGUGUCCCUGGUCAUAAACUAUGACCUUCCUACAAACCGUGAGAACUACAUUCACAGAAUUGGCCGUGGCGGCCGCUUUGGCCGAAAAGGAGUUGCUAUUAACUUUGUCACUGAAGAGGACAAGAGGAUUCUGCGCGACAUUGAGACGUUUUACAAUACCACAGUGGAGGAGAUGCCCUUGAAUGUGGCUGACCUGAUUUGAGGCCUGAGGUUUGUUCGCAGUCCCCUUAAAAAAAAUACAAAAAAAGCGGCGGUGAUAGCGAUUGUACACUUGCAUCGUGCUUAUUUUUCAAGGGAGAGAGGAGAAAAAAUAAACUCAAAUCAAUGCUAUACCUUGGAUCAGAAUAUUUUGACGUUAAAAACGAGGUGACUCCGUUGGUGGUUCCUCUUGGACAGUUGUAGACGUCUAACCUCCACAGCUGGCUGGUUGGGGCUACAAAGCCAUGGGGUCUGUAAAAGUUGUCCUUUUCAGGUAUUUUUUUCCAUGUUGUAUAAUGCAUAUAUCUGAUGUUCUGCACCAUCUAGUAACCUACUUGUGGACUAAAAAUUAUAAGUGCUGUAUAAAGUCAGCAAACUCUGUUAUGCUAAUGUGCAAUGUGUUGUGGGUCUGCUUUGAUAGAAAAUAGUCAUGGUGUGUGUAUAUAUAGAUUAUCUGCCUUUUUGUGAGUUAUAUUUAAAUGUAUUGUUUUUAUCUCACUGUUUGGCUAUAGUUUGCUGAUUUUGAGGUUUUGUCAUUUGUACUUGCGCAUGUAUCACUAGUUGUAACCCGCAUUUUCCCCCCCCCCAAAGUUCAAAUCAUAUGAAUGUCUUAAUAAACAGAAGUUGCUGUGAAAGUCA
Nerophis ophidion (straightnose pipefish) is the source of this 1944-nucleotide messenger RNA. RefSeq names its product eukaryotic translation initiation factor 4A2 (gene eif4a2). The record is from RefSeq and is a predicted model, not a curated record. Gene Ontology annotation, biological process: cytoplasmic translational initiation. Gene Ontology annotation, cellular component: cytoplasmic stress granule. Gene Ontology annotation, molecular function: translation initiation factor activity; ATP binding; RNA helicase activity. Bases 86 to 1309 code for a protein of 407 amino acids. NCBI's taxonomy places the organism in Eukaryota, Metazoa, Chordata, Actinopteri, Syngnathiformes, Syngnathidae. The transcript has 11 exons.